This is a messenger RNA of Pseudoliparis swirei, 2894 nucleotides long. RefSeq names its product thymopoietin a (gene tmpoa). The transcript is spliced from 9 exons. The record is from RefSeq and is a predicted model, not a curated record. Gene Ontology annotation, molecular function: DNA binding. Lineage: Eukaryota; Metazoa; Chordata; Actinopteri; Perciformes; Liparidae. The coding region runs from base 791 to 2227 and encodes 478 amino acids.
UUAACAUCUCUAAAAAAAUAAUUAACAGCAUUAAUUUUGCUUUAUAUUUCACGACUUUUCCUCAUUUAUUGGGGACAACUGGGAAAACAUAACAUUCACAUGAUAUGUUUUCAAUGUCCUGAACACAACUUGUACGUAUCGGUGUUCUUUGGGGUCAAUUUGUAAAACAUAUAAGAAAUAUCAACUUUUUUAUUUAUUUAAAAGGCUAUUUAGGUAGUCAACAAACAAAAAUAAAGUACCUCACUUAAACUUGGGAAACAAUAUUAAUUCAAAUGUUCUGGAGGUUUUAAUUACUGGGGAGAAAUUGAAAUAAGAUGUUAGUAAAUGUGAAGGUAACAGGAGGGUUAAAACAAGGGGUUGAGCUGUGUGAACGACUUGUGACGUGCGCUUCAUUUUCAAUAGUUGCGUGUUUGAUCCACCAAUAAAAGAAGCUGGUUCUGGCAGCAGCUGACCAAUAGCAGCCCGUCUCUGCAGACAGUCACUUCCGGUCCCGGUGGUCCCCCAUGAGGAGCAGCAGUCCGGUGCAGAUAUUAGCAAAAGCAGGAAUGCGUCACGUGGAACGAGAGAACGACGACAACGAGUCAUUCAUUUGCCCUUUUUCGUUCUUCGACAUUCCUUUUUCCUGCCUUUGCUUAAAAAAAGAAGUAGUUUGACAAAGUAACUCCAGUAAGAGGCGCUGGUUCGCCGCUGGUCACCUCCCUCCCGCUUUCCCACCCCCCUCGGGUUAGCUAACCCAAACUUUACAGGCGGUGACUUCUUCUUCUUCUUCCCGCGUCUCGCCUCCGCCGACAUGUCGGAGUACCUGGACGACCCGCGCGGGCUCACCAAGGACAAGCUGAAGAGCGAGCUGCUGGCCCACAACGUGGAGCUUCCGAGCGGCAACACGGCCAAGGACGUGUACGUGCAGCUGUAUCUGGAGAAGCUUACCGCUAACAACAAGAAGACCGCCGAGGCGGUGGACAUGUUCUCCAGCGACGAGGACCUGCCGCCGCCCGUCGUCUAUAGCAGGAGUCGCUCCUCCGGCAGGAAAGCCACACGGAAAACGGACAAGGUGCGUCCCGACGAGAUGGACGUCACCAUGCUGACCGACGACGACCUGAAGGGCGAGCUGCUCAAGCACGGCGUGGAUGCGGGGCCCAUUGUUGCAUCGACCCGGAAGGUGUACGAGAAUAAACUGCAGAGGAUGCUGGACCAACCCCCCGCCGCCCAGCCGCCGAAGCUGCUGCUCCCCUCGGAGACCCAAGUGACCCACAACGGCAACUCUGAGGCCGACCUGUACAGCGACAAGGAAGAUGAAGUGACACCAGAACCUGUGGCAGAACCUGAGCCGGUUCCAGUGGUGGAGAGACCGGUGAGAAGCAGAGGGAAGACGCCCGUCACCACCCGCACCAGCAGCAGCCAGCACCGCACGCUCAAAGUGGAGGACGUGGGGUUGUGUCUCCUCGCCCAGGAUUCAUGUCCGCAGCCAGCCGCUCUGCUCGACACAGCUCUGUUGGAGGAACCCGAGACAAGGACUGAACCUCUUAGACCAGCUUGGGCCAGCUCUUUGACCGUUACUAAACUGAAUCCACGACCGUCUGCCAAGUCAUCCGGGCCGACCUCCCCUCCGACUCAAACCACCAAAGUCGGCCCGGUCCCCUUUAGCCCCUCGUGUGACAUCUCGCCCAUUAAGAGACCAGCGUACCACUGGUCUCUGUCGGACCAGUUUGGAUCCAAGGCCGGCGGUGUCUCUCUGGCACGGGUGGAGAAGAUUGCAGCCAGCGAACAAACACCGACCGUGGAGGAGAAGGACGUUCUGAAGGAGCUGUUCCCCAAUGACAUCAAUAGUCCGACAGGAAUCAUCGCGACCUGUCGGCGACCCAUUAAAGGAGCCGCCGGUCGCCCUCUGAUCUGGAAUGAUGAGAACCGCCUCUUCUCUCCAAAAACCACCAAGACGACCUUCUCCUCCUCUUACACAGAGAGCUCCACUGUCAACAAAGUCAGCAGCCUGCCCCGCCCCACCUCCUCCUCCUCUAUUUCUUCUUCCUCCUCCUCCAGGCUUCUGUCUGCAGCGCCCCCUGCAGGGCCGACCAAGGCAGCGUACCGCAGCGUGUCUCUGUGGAUAAAGCUCUUCCUGCUGGCCAUCGUGGCUGCUUUCUUGUUCCUGGUGUACCAGGUGAUGGAGACCAACACCAUCAACCCAUUCACAACCCCAGACACGGGGGUGGCCAGUGGCAGCACCGCCUAGGGGGCUCCGUGUCUGAGGGGGGAUGCCGAAGCCCGCCCGCCCGAUUCUGUCUUUUCAAGUGGGGGAUCUGCAUUGUAGCCAUUUUAUUCCCGGGCGCCGUGAAAUGAAAUUCCUCUUUUUAUCUUUUUCCUUUUUUAUAUCGCAAAUCUGUUUUCAGCACAUGACGUAGCCGUUUUCAGCGACAAGUGAAGGAUGUCCACAACAUGUUGUGAAAGAAAAGCGCCUCUUUAUCUUCAUCGUUGACAGUCUGUGAGGUGACAACAAAGCCAGUCACUCUGUAGGCCUUCAUCGAGAAAUGUGGACUCACUUUUUAUUACCGCGUUCAUUUUAUGUUGUGUGUGUGUGUGGAGACUUUGCCUUCGUAUCUCUGUCAUUAACGGCCUUGAGGAUGGAGUUUGAACCUGUAUCUUUGUGUCGUACCUUACAUGACCAGCUUUAUUAAUAAGACAGAGGCUUGAUUUUAUAAUCCUAAAUCUUCUUAAACCCGACACCAAUGCUUUCUUUCUUUCUCUUCUAAUUAUUGAACAUCCCUCUUUAUUCUACCUAAUUAUGUAUUCGCUGUCACAAAUAUUGAAUAUCCACUCAAUAAACUAUUAUGUUGUUACUGUCUUUUAAUAGAAUUUGAUUAAUCACUAUGUAAUUGUGCAAAUAAAACUUAAUUACGUUU